AGCGCUAGCCCCCCCCCCCCCCCCCCGCAGCGAGGCCCACUGGCGUCAAGGAGACCUGGAGCAGCAGCGGCCUCCCCAGCACCACUGGGCAGCAUGAGCCGGUCAAGGCACGUGGGCAAGAUCCAGAAGCGCCUGGAAGACGUCAAGAGCCAGUGGGUCCGGCCGGCCAGGGCCGAUUUCAGCGACAACGAGAGCGCCCGGCUGGCCACAGACGCCCUCCUGGAUGGGGGUCCCGAGGCCUACUGGCAGGCGCUGGGCCAGGAAGGGGAGGUGGACUUCUUGUCCUCCGAGGAGGCCCAGUUCAUCCAGGCCCGGGCCAGGGAGCCGCCGGGUGCCCCCGAGCCCGCAGCAGGGGCAGAGGCAGGCGCCAGGGGACUGGACUCCUGCUCCCUGCCCUCGGGCACCUACUUCCCCGCGGCCUCCGAGGGCAGCGAGCCCACCCUGCUGCACACCUGGGCCUCAGCCCAGAAGCCCUACCUGAAGGAAAAAUCCAGCGCCACCGUCUAUUUCCAGAUGGACAAGCACAACAACAUCCGAGACCUCAUUCGUCGCUGCAUCACCCGGACCAGCCAGGUCCUGGCUAUCCUGAUGGAUGUGUUCACCGACGUGGAGAUCUUCUGUGACAUUCUAGAGGCGGCCAACAAGCGCGGGGUGUUUGUCUGUGUGCUCCUGGACCAGGGAGGUGUGAAGCUCUUCCAGGAGAUGUGUGACAAAGUCCAGAUCUCUGACAGCCACCUCAAGAACAUUUCCAUCCGGAGUGUGGAAGGAGAGGUGUACUGUGCCAAAUCAGGCCGGAAGUUCGCCGGCCAAAUCCAGGAGAAGUUCAUCAUCUCAGAUUGGAGAAAUGUCCUGUCGGGAUCGUACAGCUUCACCUGGCUCUGCGGACACGUCCACCGGAACAUCCUCUCCAAGUUCACGGGCCCGGCGGUGGAGCUGUUUGACGAGGAGUUCCGCCACCUAUACGCAUCCUCCAAGCCCGUGAUGGGCCCGAAGUCCCCCAGGCUGGGGGCACCCCUGCAGCCCAGGGCCGGCCGCAGCCCCCCGCCUGGCCACCUCAGUGGCAGCAGCAGCUCUGCCAGCGACCACACGUCCUCCAACCCUUUCAGCAGCCCGUCGACGGGCAGCAACCCCCAGAACCGGAAUGUGUCGGCGGCGUCGGGGCCCAGCAGUCCCCCGGCCCCCAACCCACCUCUGCCCGCCAGGCUUCAGCCCCACCAUGGCCCGUGGGGGGCCCUGAGCCCGCAGGCCCACUUCUCCCCGAGGCCCCAUGACGGCACAGCAGCUCCCUACAGCAACCUCAAUGCCUACAGGCCCACGCGGCUGCAGCUCGAGCAGCUUGGCUUGGUACCCAGGGUGGCCCACAUCUGGAGACCCUUUCUACAGGCCUCCCCUCACUUCUGAAGGGUCGCUUCCCCCAGCAGCCCUCCCCAGGGCCAGGGCUGGGCGUUCCGGGACUGUCCGGCCCAAGGACCCCACCUCAAGGACUAGCAGCUUUGAACUUUAGCUUUGAACUAAAAGUGCUUGGACAACA
This is a messenger RNA of Canis lupus familiaris (dog), 1531 nucleotides long. RefSeq names its product family with sequence similarity 83 member A (gene SACK1A). Gene Ontology annotation, biological process: epidermal growth factor receptor signaling pathway. NCBI's taxonomy places the organism in Eukaryota, Metazoa, Chordata, Mammalia, Carnivora, Canidae. The record is from RefSeq and is a predicted model, not a curated record.